Messenger RNA from Helobdella robusta, 315 nucleotides. RefSeq lists its product as hypothetical. Bases 1 to 315 code for a protein of 104 amino acids. Lineage: Eukaryota; Metazoa; Annelida; Clitellata; Rhynchobdellida; Glossiphoniidae. The transcript has 3 exons. The record is from RefSeq and is a predicted model, not a curated record.
AUGGAUACAAUGCUGAAAUGGUGUGAGUCAUAUUUAGUGGAUCGUUUCCAGCAGGUUUUUAGUGACGAUAAACCUGCCGUUGAUGAGGGGUGCCACAGGAUUAGGUGUUCCACAAGAUUCGAUGUAAACAUUGAAGCAUGUUUAAUAGCCCCAGAGCCAGAUGAAGUGGCGCUGCAAAUUAUUAGUGAGGUCGGAACAUUUCACAAGUUCAGAACAAUGCAAAGAUACGUCAGGAAUUGUAGUCCACAACAAUCCAUAAGUUCCAUCAGUCAGUCGCUUCCAUCCCCAUUUUUCUGGAUCAUACACUGGUGCUAA